GGUGUGCGUGGUAUCGGCGCUUCGUUCCCUGGGGGCAGCGUCACGGUGUUGCAUCUGCUCCAUAGCUGUGUUCUCCGCCUCUCAGCGGUUGUUUUUCAAGCAGCGACGCGGUUAGAUGUUGUUUGUUCUCCUGACUGCCGCCUCCUACGCUCGCCGUUGCGCUGGCCGCGCUGCUCUGCAGCUGUGGAGAGCCGCUGCCCCGCGGAGCGGGCGGGGCUGAGGCAGCCGCAGGCCGGGCUCGCGGGCAGCGCGAGGCGGCGUCUAGCCCGCCAGGGCCUCGCGCCGCCUCAGGGCCGGAGCGGAGGCUGAGGGGCCGCGGACAAGCGGCCCCUGCAGGGCGGGAGCGGCUUCCCCUCGGGGCGGCGCCGGGCCCUGGGAGCGAGCGGCGGCCGCGGGAAGGCAGGGAAGAGUGCGGGACCCCUCCCCGGCUACUACGGGCCUGGCGAUGCGGGGCGGCUGCGGGCCGGGUAAACGCGCCGAGGCCGUCUGCGACGCUUCAGUGAUACAGGAUGCUGUUUCCUUUGGUAUUGUGUGCAGUUGUGCUAAUAGGGAGUAGUAAAGUUCAAGAUGAUGACUGGAUUGACCCCACGGAUAUGCUCAAUUACGAUGCAGCAUCAGGAACAAUGAGAAGACCUUACAAGGCAAACUAUCAUGACUCUGAGGAUAAGACUGUGGAUACAGUCAAUGCUGCAAUCUUAUCGAGUUGUUCCAGGGAAGUAGAUUCCUUGCAACAGAAGAUUGCAGAAUGUGAGAAGAGGAAUGCCAAAUCACAUGAAAGCCGUAGCUUUUAUAUUUUUAAGCGAUACUUGAAUAAGAUUUUAAAUGAAGCUAGAAAACUUGGCCUUCCUGAGGAAGAUGUGGGUCAUGUCCAUUACGAUGCUGAGAUCAUCCUUACAAAACAGACGUAUUUGGAGAUCCUCAGGUUUCUCAAUGAGGAAACUUGGCAGUCAGGCGCUGUGGAUGAUGCACUUAGUGAUAUUCUGAUCAAUUUUAAGCACCAUGAUUAUAAUGCUUGGCAUUGGAGAUUUGAAGACACUUUUGGAAUUGAUCUAUAUAAUAUGUUUCUGAUACUCUUGUGCUUAGUGUGCAUUGUAAUUGUAAUAGCUACAGAGCUCUGGACACAUAUUCAUUGGUUUGUUCAGCUAAAACGCGUUUUAUUAAUCAGUUUUCUCAUCAGUUUUGCAUGGAAUUGGCUUUACUUGUAUAAGCUGGCCUUUGCACAGCAUCAAGCAGAAAUUGCAAAAAUGGGGCAGUUUGAUAACAUCUGUGCUGAGAAGUUGGACUGGGGAGAAAGUCUUAUAGAGUGGCUGAGAAGUAAAUGGACGUUUCAGGACGAUCCCUGUCAGAAGUACUAUGAAACUCUACUAGUAAAUCCUGUUCUGCUGGUUCCACCAACAAAGGCAUUGGCAAUUACUUUCACCAACUUUGUAACUGAGCCUUUGAAGCACGUGGGACAAGGUAUUGGUGAAUUCAUCAAGGCCCUUAUGAAGGAGAUACCGUUCAUUCUGCAGGUUCCGGUGCUAAUUAUGAUGGCCCUGGCUGUCCUGGCUUUCUGCUAUGGGGCAGGAUCAUCGGUGUCUGUGUUAAGAUACCUAACAUCUUUUCAGAAGAAAAGUCUUCCUCCACCUCACAGUCAGCCGGAGAAAAUAGACAUUGGGCAAUAUGACGGGAGUAAAUCAGAUGGCUAUUAUUCGCAGAAGCUUCCUUACGUUUAUAGAGGACCUUACGACAGAGGAGAUGCUCCUAUGAGACCAGGAGAUGGCAGCAGAAGUCCUGACGCUGUGCACAGCAGCGAGCCAGACACGCAAGUAGAAGAGUCUCACAAACCAGAACCUGGUAAUAGAUUGUACACUGAGUCUGAAGUCUGUAGACUAGAAACUAUCACAGCUGAAAACCUUACUGAAGAACAUGCACUUAAGCAGCAGAAACAGGAGACGGACAAAGCAGAGCGAGAGACUGGAGAAAACUGUGACCCCAGUAAAAACCUAGAAGGGAAAAGUUCUGUGGUGGAACUGUGUGAAGAGAAGACAGAGAGCAACUCACGUGGCUCACAGGAAGGAGACUAAGGAAGCCCCAAACUGCUGUGGAGUAGAGGAUGUUGCCACUGAAGCAGCUGAGAAUCUGUUCUUCUCCUGGAAGUAGCAUCUCUGAUCAUCCAUCCUGUUGCUCUGGAACCGACUCAGCAGAUCAAAGAACCCUUCAUCUGCCAUUGUCUCUCGACUGUUUUUCUGAAGAGGAGAGAAGAGUUAGGGGUAUUUUGAACUGAAGAGUACCUAAAACUAGGACAACUGUACCACAGUUUCAAUCCAGUAAUAUGUUUGAUAUUUGCAUAGCUGAAAUCUAUUAAUUUUUUUUAGUCAUCCAUUUCUAUAGACAGAUUUGUCCUAAGAGGAAAUGCUAACAAUAUUGCAAGCAUUUUUGGAAGGUAAAAUACAUUAGAACCGUUUCAUUCUCCAAACCGGAAAGAAACACUCCUCUGAGCAGUACAGCUGGAGUUAUUCCUCCUGAACCCUGAAUCCACCAAAACCCCAAAUGACCA
This is a messenger RNA of Grus americana (Whooping crane), 2539 nucleotides long. It is a transcript of the gene CLCC1, whose product is annotated as chloride channel CLIC like 1. Gene Ontology annotation, cellular component: endoplasmic reticulum; membrane. The coding region runs from base 510 to 2066 and encodes 518 amino acids. Gene Ontology annotation, molecular function: chloride channel activity. The transcript has 12 exons. The record is from RefSeq and is a predicted model, not a curated record. NCBI's taxonomy places the organism in Eukaryota, Metazoa, Chordata, Aves, Gruiformes, Gruidae.